Sarcophilus harrisii (Tasmanian devil) is the source of this 1133-nucleotide messenger RNA. It is a transcript of the gene TAF12, whose product is annotated as TATA-box binding protein associated factor 12. NCBI's taxonomy places the organism in Eukaryota, Metazoa, Chordata, Mammalia, Dasyuromorphia, Dasyuridae. Gene Ontology annotation, biological process: DNA-templated transcription initiation; RNA polymerase II preinitiation complex assembly. The transcript has 6 exons. Bases 226 to 711 code for a protein of 161 amino acids. The record is from RefSeq and is a predicted model, not a curated record. Gene Ontology annotation, cellular component: SAGA complex; transcription factor TFIID complex; SLIK (SAGA-like) complex. Gene Ontology annotation, molecular function: protein heterodimerization activity; TBP-class protein binding; DNA binding.
UUGCGUUUCCGGGUCGCGAGGCGGGGAGAGCGAUUGCCGGAAGUAGUCGCUGAGGAAAGCCCGGUCGGACCCGGCAGUUGGGAGUGCGAGGAAGCGCCGGCUGCGAGCCCGGGAUCAUGGACAGAUAAGGCUCGGCAGCGGUUGAUUGGCCUUGGUCCCCACAAUCCCAAAAAAAAACAGGAUCUUGACAAGCUCCAUGAACUGAAGGCCAAAGCCCGACAGAUUAUGAACCAGUUUGGCCCCUCAGCCUUGAUCAACCUCUCCAACUUCUCAUCCAUAAAACCAGAACCUUCAAGCACCCCCCCUCAGGGGUCCAUGGCCAACAGUACCACAGUGGGAAAGAUGCCAGGCCCCCCAGGGGCAGGGGGGCGUCUUAGUCCAGAAAGUAAUCAGGUUUUGACCAAGAAGAAAUUACAGGACCUGGUUAGAGAAGUAGAUCCCAAUGAACAGCUGGAUGAAGAUGUGGAAGAGAUGCUACUACAGAUCGCUGAUGACUUCAUUGAGAGUGUAGUGACGGCAGCGUGCCAACUGGCCCGGCAUCGAAAAUCUAACACUUUAGAGGUCAAAGAUGUUCAGCUGCAUUUAGAGCGCCAGUGGAACAUGUGGAUCCCAGGCUUUGGUUCAGAAGAAAUACGGCCCUACAAAAAGGCCUGCACCACAGAGGCUCACAAACAGAGAAUGGCCUUGAUCCGCAAAACAACCAAGAAAUAACCCACAGGAGGGCAGGGAGAAGACAGCAUUGCAUUGGGAGAUACCAGAUAGGCCUCCACAGUAUCGCCUAUGGAAUUUUUUUUUAUGCUUUAAAGAGAAGCAUAUAUAUUUUUAUUAACAGUACAGCAAUAUCUCUAGUGACUGAGGAGACCUGCCAAAAACCCUAGCCAUUAUAUGGUCCCAGCUCCCCUUCCUUUUACUUGCCCUCUCAGAAGAGAGCAAUGUAUCUCAGCCCAAAGGAGGUUUUGUUUGUGGUUUAUCCCAAGUGGUUUUGAUUGUCCAAGGGACAGAGAGAGCAUCCUGGUCUUGUUUGUGCGACGGUAGCAGUUUCUGUUUCCCUUUCCUUCCCCGUACUUUGUAAUGUCAGUGUUUAUAUAAAAUAUGACUUUGAUUUGUUUUUCAAAAAUAAAGAUGUUAUUAAU